Micromonas commoda is the source of this 1170-nucleotide messenger RNA. RefSeq lists its product with no specific name. The record is from RefSeq and is a predicted model, not a curated record. Lineage: Eukaryota; Viridiplantae; Chlorophyta; Mamiellophyceae; Mamiellales; Mamiellaceae. The annotation marks the transcript as partial. The transcript has a single exon.
CUUAUAUCGCAAACCCCAAAAAUGAAAAUCUGGCUCCUUUUUUUUUCGGUGCUCGCUACUGUGGCGCUUGCCGAGGUGACGGAUAUCGCUCUGGGCGGCUGGCACUCGUGUGCCCUGCUGACGGGCGGCGCGAUCAAGUGCUGGGGUAGGAACAGGUAUGGCGAGCUCGGGGACGGGACCACCACCAGUCGCACCAACCCGGUCGACGUGUCCGGCAUCACGAACGCGACGAGCAUCGCUCUGAGCGACCGCCACACGUGCGCUCUGCUCACGGGCGGCAGGAUCAAGUGCUGGGGCUACAACGAGUACGGCCAGCUCGGUGACGGGACGACAACCCAGAGCACCACCCCCGUCGACGUGUCCGGGAUCACGACGGCGACGAGCCUCGCUCUGGGUGGCUAUAGCUCGUGCGCCCUGCUGACGGGCGGCACGAUGAAGUGCUGGGGCUACAACUACAGAGGCCAGCUUGGGGAUGGGACCACAACCAACCGCAAAAAACCAGUCAACGUGUCCGGGAUCACGACGGCGACGAGCAUCGCUCUGGGCAGCAGCCACAUGUGCGCCCUGCUGACGGGCGGCACGAUGAAGUGCUGGGGCGACAACUACAGAGGCCAGCUUGGGGACGGGACCACAACCAACCGCAACACACCAGUCAACGUGUCCGGGAUCACGACGGCGACGAGCAUCGCUCUGGGUGACCAUAGCUCGUGCGUCCUGCUGACGGGCGGCACGAUGAAGUGCUGGGGCGACAACCGCCUCGGCCAGCUUGGGGACGGGACCACGACCAACCGCAACACACCAGUCAACGUGUCCGGGAUCACGACAGCGACGAGCAUCGCUCUGGGCGCCCGCCACACGUGCGCGCUGCUGAUGGGCGGCGCGAUGAAGUGCUGGGGUUACAACGGCCUCGGCCAGCUUGGGGACGGGACUGCCAAAAACAACCACAACAACCCCGUCUACGUCAUUGGGCUCUACGCUCCGUCGCUACCACCAUCACCGCCGCCGCCACCGCCGCCUUUUCCAUCGCCGCCAUUGCCGCCUUUUCCAUCGCCACCAUCUUCACCACCGCCUCCGCCUCCUCCGAAGCUCAUCCUCGACGAGGACGACCACGCCGCGGGACUCACGGGCAUCCUCGUGGUUCUGGUGGCGACGAUUUUCAACAUGUUGUAA